AUGAGGAAACUGCCUAGGACAGUGGAAGAGGAACUGGGUGACGUUAUUUUCGAGGAACAAGCUCCUGCUCCCACUGAACCAAAGAAACCGAAACCUAAGAGACGCAAAACAAUAGUAAAAAAGCCUAGCCCUCUUGUUCCUAAAAGAGUUAGGCAGAGCUCUAGACUAAAAAUUGCUCAAACUCCCCUUGUUCCUUCCAACAAGGGCUCUCCAUUAGUACUUUCUGAUGCGGAGGAACAGGAACAUAACUCUCCUAAGGAACCAACUCCUCCAUCCUCACCAAAAAUCUCUGUUCCCCACACAAACCUCUCUUCCAUCUCUCCCUCAUCCUUCUCUGUUCCUUCUAGCUUUGAACAGUUAAAGGAUGAGUUGACUGGUCCCAAUUCCUUCUCCACCACCUCUACUGAUCUUCCACCACGAUCACCUUUUCUUCCUCCUAUUUAUACCACCACUUCUCCAUCUGUUUCUAGUCCAGGACUUGAUGGUCCUUCAAAAGAAACCACCCCAGUUCCUCCACCAAAAUCACCUACUGCCUCUGUAUCUAAGGAUGCCAAAACUAAUAAGAUGCUGGGUUUAAUGAAAGUUCUUAGUGAUACAGUGAUUGAUCAACAGAACAAGAUGAAGACAAUGGCCCAAGCCCUUGAGAGUUUGAAGCAGCGAAUUGGUGAAAAUCAUGGAGAGGGAAUUAAUGCAGUAGAAAAUUUUAAUAAGCUUGAGCAAUCUGGAACUUUAGAGGAAUACAUUGAUGAAUUUGAGAAUUCGAGGUCUUUGCUAAUGCAAAAUGGUCAUGUAUUAACUGAUGAGUAUGUGUUAGAAAGUUUUGUGGGAGCUGUGAGAUAUGCAAGAUUGCAAGAAGAACAAUUACUAGCAUGUGCUGCCAAACCUUCUCGAAGAUCAUCUUACCCAUAUUUUUCUACAAAACCAAUACAAUCUGUUCCUUAUAAAAAUAAUACCAAUAAACCUCCUCUUCUUCCUACCCCAAAACCUUCUCAAUCUUUGGUAAGAUAUCAACCCAAACCUUUCAAAGACAUUCCAGCAGAUGUGAGGGCAGAAAUAAUAGCAAAGGGUCUUUGUUAUUAUUGUGAUCAAAAGUAUGAUAGAAAACAUAAGUGCAAUUUUAAAGAAACCCAAUUGUUUACUGUUGAAGUCCCUAGUGAAGCAAAAAGUGAUGAUGAAGAGGGUAAUAAUGGAGAUGGAGAUGUGGAAGCUAGAGAAGAACCCUGUCUUUCAGUUAGUGCCCUUUCUGGUAACCAGAAUUUUCACACCAUGAGAGUGGUUGGAUUGGUGCAGAGUAAACCUCUUCACAUUCUAGUAGAUUCUGGUAGUAACCAUAACUUCUUAGACCUAGCCUUAGCUAAGAAAUUGGGGUGUAAGAUUGACCAGAUAAUAGAGAUGGAAAUGGAUCGGUUUGAGUUGGAUGAUCAUGCUUUUUCUCUAAAAGGUAUUCCUCCACAGAAGAUAAAAGUAAUUGAAGGAACUCUAGGCAGCAAAUUAGUAGAGAAUGCAGUUCAAUUCUGUGUUAUGCAAGUCAGUGAGUUGUGUGUGACUCAAGAUCAGAAGAAUAAAGAGAUCUUGGUGUCAGUAGAGUUCCAGUUAUUAAAAGAGAAAUAUACUGAUAUUUUUGCUGAUCCUGUAGAGUUGCCACCUCAUAGGGGAGUAUUUAAUCACAUAAUACCUUUGCAACAUGAUGCUGGACCACCCCUUUGCUUCACCAUAGUGGUGUUAAUUGGCAAGAAAGAUGGGACUUGGAGACUAUGUAUAGACUAUAGGAAAUUGAAUAGGAAGACUGUCAAGGACAAGUUUCCUAUCCCUGUAGUGGAAGAACUCAUUGAUGAGUUAGCUGGAGCUGCAGUGUUCACCAAGCUAGACUUGAGAGCUGGAUAUCACCAUUUCAGAGUACACCCAUCUGAUGUGUUUAAAACAACAUUUAAAACACACACAUGGCAUUUUGAAUUUCUUGUUAUGCCUUUUGGCCUAACAAAUGCCCCAACAUCAUUCCAAGGAUGGAUGAAUCAGGUUUUUAAACCUUUACUCAGGAAGUGUGUCCUUGUGUUUUUUGAUGAUAUUUUGAUCUAUAGCAAAUCCAUCACUGAACAUUGGCAACAUUUGGAGCAAGUAUUUCUAUUAAUGAGGCAGCACAAGAUGCACAUUAAGGAAACCAAGUGUUCAUUUGCAAAAAGUAAAGUGGAGUAUCUUGGACAUUUCAUCUCAGGGUCUGGGGUUGAGACUGAUCCUAAGAAGAUUGAAGCUGUGUCUAAAUGGCCUUCUCUAACUUUAGUCAAAGAAUUAAGAAGUUUUCUGGGCUUAACAGGAUAUUACAGAAAAUUUGUGCAGAAUUAUGCUAUAAUAUGCAGGCCCUUGCAUGAUUUACUUAAGAAGGAUGGGUUUGUAUGGUCUACAGCAGCACCGGAGGCUUUUAAUGCUUUGAAACUUGCUCUGGUGUCUUCUCCAGUUUUAGCUGUACCAGAUUUUUCAAAGCUUUUUAGUGUUGAAAUUGAUGCUUCUAACAUGGGUAUUGGUGCUGUUUUAAUGCAGGAAGGCCAUCCCCUAGCUUAUAUAAGCAAAUCAUUGGGGCCUAAAUGA
Messenger RNA from Beta vulgaris subsp. vulgaris (sugar beet), 2583 nucleotides. RefSeq lists its product as uncharacterized. Bases 1 to 2583 code for a protein of 860 amino acids. The transcript has 6 exons. NCBI's taxonomy places the organism in Eukaryota, Viridiplantae, Streptophyta, Magnoliopsida, Caryophyllales, Amaranthaceae. Gene Ontology annotation, molecular function: aspartic-type endopeptidase activity. The record is from RefSeq and is a predicted model, not a curated record. Gene Ontology annotation, biological process: proteolysis.